AUGUCUCGAAUGUGAGGUGAGAUGAAUGUACCUCUGUUGUCAUUCCCCAUCCCCCCAUUCCUCCAGCUCCCAGUGGUGACCUCUAUUGAUGAGGGUUGUCCUCCUUGGGUUCUUUCUCUCCACCAUUCGCCUACCCCUCCCAUGUGACCAUGGCUAUAUGGCAUGAUUCAUAGUAUUAUGACUAAAUAAAAGAUCUGGGGGGGUUGGGUGUUUUACCUGUCUAUAGGCAGCCAUCCCCCCAUAGCCUUGGAAACACACACAGCCAUCCCCCCAUAGCCUUGGAAACACACACAGCCAUCCCCCCAUAGCCUUGGAAACACACACAGCCAUCCCCCCAUAGCCUUGGAAACACACACAUACACUAGGACCGUCACAUCAGGGGGAGGGGAGGGACUCUCAAUCAAACACACAGCCUCGGACCACUAUGUCAGCUAUGUCAGUCAUCGCCAUUUACAGGGUAGUCCUAAAGAGUGCCAUCAAGACAACAAAAACAGCCAUUAUGGAAAUAUAUUAUACAUGUAAAUGUCUGUUUCAUGAUAGAUAAUUCAUGCAGUGGGAAAUAAUGAAAUAUAUUUGUAUUUUGGUUUCUCUAUUGUACUACUAUCACAGAUUGUCCCAAAUGCCUGCCCACUGGGCACAGAUGUCCAUUUAAUGUUUAUUCCACAUUGGUUCAACGUAAUUUAAUUGAAAUGUUGAUUCAGCCAGUGUGUGCCCAGUGGUUGGGCUCUUCUUAGGUUGUUGUUAUCUUACCAUGCUGAUGCUAGCAGACCUUGACGAUAACAUAAUCUCUCUCUUUUCCUCAAUCUGCUGCCCUCUCCCUGAAAACCAACCUUGUCCUCAUGUGGAAUCCAUCAACAGGUACGUUUCAUUGUGCUUAUUUGUUUCAGGACAUAUUCACAGUCAGUGUAGUCACUCAACCCUCUGUGCUACUAGCUAAUCGUAUAACUAAUACUAAUGUACUUUAGCUACAUAACAUUGAUAUAACAGUAGAUUAGCUUUUUUUGGUAGAAUAACAUUGCUACCACAUCCAUUUAUUUUAUGACAUACUUACUCCAUAACAAUAGAACUGUAACUACGGUAUGUGACUUUAACAUUGUUUAAUGCUGUAGACAUGCUCUUGCUAUAGGCCAAUGUUUUAAUGAACACUCUAACAUCAGUAACAACAACUGCAACAUCUAUCUCUCACCCUCUCUCUCUGUCUAUUUUCUCGCUCUCUCUGGGACUAACAGCAAAGAUCCAGCAGGACUGUAAGUGUUUUUUUUAUUAACACAGUAGGGUCAUUCCAUGAAAUUAGUCCCUUUUGGGAAGUGUAACUAAUUGUAACAUUCUGUCAUAAUGAGCUCAUGUUCAACUUAAUAAUACACGUUUCCCAUCUCAAAAGGUUAAAUAAAUAAAAGACUAUAGUAAUUGCCUAUUAAGUGCCAAAUGAAGUAACAGGGUUGACCGUAACAGGGUUGACCGGAACAGGGUUGACCGGAAACAGGGUUGACAAUUGUAUCUUAAAUUAGCCAUAAAUCCAUUUGUAGCAGGGGCAAUGGAAGCUUGUUGUGUGCAACAUGGAGGUGCAAUUGAAUGCAAGCUUCACAACAACAACAGAAAUGUGUAAAACAUUAGCCUGUCUAUCUAUGGGUAACAGGGUUGACGCGUUAUGCUCGACCCACUCAGUGUUCCACCACAAAAAAACUGAAAAUGGUCAAAAAGAGUAGAACCAGCUCACCUGCUUUUACACUAUGAUUUGACUAUUGUAUGUUCAAUGUUUCUUUUGAACAAAACAUUUGAUGAAUAGUUCGAUCAUAUUAAAACGAGAGUUCAGUUUACAUAACAGGGUUGACCUUAUGAGGGACAGGUUUUUUUAAACUUUAAAAUUAAUUAUUAAUCACAUAAAAUAUCACACUCACAGAGAGUGCACAGAGGGAAAUGCUGAAUUGUUGCACUUUAGCAAGUCUUUUAUUCAUAUUAAAAGUAUUUUCUUCAUAUAUAUAUAUAUACGUAUAUAAUACAGAAAACACGAGAAAUAAGAAAUAAGAGAGGAAGCUAUAUACAGGGUCAGUGCCAGUACCACAUUUACAAUGUGCAGGGAUACUGGAGUAUUUGAGGUAGAUAUGUACAUGUAGGCGGGGAUUAGGAGAAAGUGACUGGUAGCAGGAGAAAUAACAAUAAUAGUAAACAGUAUGGCAGCAAAAUAAGUGGUGUGUGUGUGUGAGAGAGAGAGAGAGUGAGUGCGUGUGUACGCACCACAAGAGUGUCAGUGUAGGCAGGUAGCCUAGCGGUUAAGAGCCGACUAGGUGAAAAAUCUGUUGAUGUGCCCUUGAACAAGGCACUUAACCCUAAUUGCUCCUGUAAGUUGUUGUGUCGAGUAAACGUGGCUAAUUAUGCUGUGAAACCAAGAAGUCCGCUUAUACUGUACUUUGAUUAUACGUUUUAUUUAUAUCACAAGAUUUCAGCAUAAGUUUACAGACGUCUGCAGCAUCUGGAGAACAGUGUCCCAAAAUAAUAUGUCUGUUCUGAUCUUCUUUGUCUCAAACCAGUACUUAUAAUCUUUACCAGGAUAUGGGUGGUUUCCCAUACUGACCAAUCACCUGUCUCCACACAACAGACUUCCUCUGUUCUAUGGGGUGUCCCUCUAAAACUGCUCCUCCUAAAACUGAAUAAACAUCCUCUCAGGUUCCACUUUGAAAACAUUAGCAAAGUCAUAAUCCCUCAGACACUACAAAGUCACUCUGAAUAAGAGCGUCUGAUAGGCGGCUAUACAUGUAAACAGGGCUGAGAGAGAAUACCAUGGCAUUGUUGAAUACUCGUUUCUGAUUGGCUAGAGUGUGCAUUAUUUCCCUAUAAUUCAAUGGCUAUGUUAAAUUAGAUUUUCAUAAUAGCAAGCUAGGACUGAUGGUUUGGUUAACUAAGCUAGCAAGUCUGUUUGUUUGGUUAUUAAGGCAACUACUGUAGCUAUCUAGUAAAGUUGCUAGCUACACUCUUAGAAAAACGGGUCCCAAAAGGGUUCUUCGACUGUCCCCUUAGGAGAACCCUUUUUGGUUCCAGGUAGAACCCUUUUUUUUUUUAUUCCAUGUUAGGCAGUGGCGAUUUUAGCAUGUACUGUACAUGUACAGCGAAAGAAUUCAGAACAUAGGCCGUUCUUACAGCAUUCUCCCUGUACACCAAGUCAGAACUGUAGGAUAAAUAAAGGGGGCAUAUAAGCAGACAAUGAAAGCUCUUACAAUAUUCGAUGAUGACAUUUCUCUAAAACAGGCUAUAGGCACCACCAACAGCUAACAGUUUACUACACAACAUACACUUAGUAUUACUUUCUUAGCUACAGUAUACAUAUCUUCCUGGCAAAUUACAUAAUUUAUGCAGCAGCAUACAAUACAUUUUUGGACUCACCUUGUUGUGCUGUGCUCACUUGAACAGGAAGAUGGCGCGGCGGUCCUUUGUGGGCAAAUUUUGUCAUCAAACUUUGUCAUCAAAGUCUGUCAUUCAUUGUAUUUAUAGUGCUUUCAAGACAACUGGGAACUCUGAAAAAAACAAGGUUGAAUCAUGACAUCCGUGAUCUUCAGGUCGGAGCUCUAGAAAGAGGCCCGAGUUCCUGACUUGGAAUUCCGAGUUGGAUGACCGUUCAAAACGUAUUUUGAAUUCAAUGUGUUUCCAUCGCAUUCUUUUACUCUACCGAUAGUUUUGUCACAAAAACUGUUGCAUUAAAUAGAAAAUGUGCCCACUCUGGUCUUGGCACAUGCUGCGCUCUAGCCAACAGCUCCCAGAUACAGUGCGAGUAGGCUUUGUGGGUAGGCUAGUCCAGGGAUUCCCCCCCUACUGUAGCCUACUGUAGCAAAGUAUAUCAAAGCCUAUACUUUUAACUUUCCAGUGCUAGGCUACUAUUUUUGCCAUGUAAUGUUGUUACUAAAACAAAAUCAGACAACCCCAUAGCAGAAUAGUUAACCAAUUUACCAAGUCGGCUAGUUGUUUUGUGUUCUAUGCGAGAUAAAUGCUCUCAAGGCGCAUUAAAGUUGUGAGAACCAUAGGAGGGAAACAUGUAUUCUGACCAACAGUCAAUGCACAACAAUUCUUAAUGCAAUCGCGGGAAACACUUUGAAAGCAGUUUAGGCCUUUGUUAAAAAAAAGAGGGGGAUCCCAGUUUUACAUUGCUACCAUGUUUAUUUCUCUACUCCUUCUAUUGCGCUUGUGGCAGAGUUUUAUAAAUGCAGUUUUACAACCAGAGUUUCAAGCAUGUUUUUUGUCGCAGCUGAACAACAGAGCUCUUAAAGUGGCAAUUACAUACUUUGUAAUAGAAACACACAAAAAUCUAAUUUUUCGAGUGCAUUAAUAAUUAUUGAUAUAUUCCUAUUUAUAAUAAAAUAAUAAAAAUGAAUAAUAAAAAUAACAAUCAGGACGUUGUGUCCAAUGGGGUAAAUGCAGAUGGACAAAAAACCCAUGAUUCAGCCUAUGAAUUUUAUAGCCACUACGCUUCAUCAGUUGGGCUACAGGUGAUAAUGCUUAUUGCUAAUAGAACAUCUGAUAAUAUAGAGCAGGCAUAGGCUAUAUGCAUGGUCCAAUAUGUUAAAAUAUUUUGUACAUAAUUUUACCAAUAUGUCAUUAGGCCCGUUUCUGGAGGUAUAUAUUAUAUUUUAGAUGGUCUCAGCAUAAUUUUAUGCUCAGAAAUUUUGGAGUAGAAUGUUCUUUUAAAAAGUCACCAGAACUGAGCUUCUCAGUCCUUCUACAUACAAAUUCUCCCAGGGAGGACCACGCACCCCCUAAGCAAGGGGACUGGAAUUGGUCAAACUCGCAGUUUAAUACAUGUACAAAAUUAUCCUCUUUCACUAAAAACAUGGUGAUCAUAACUUUCUUACAUGAAACGGGAGGUUAACUUGGCCCCAGACAAUCGAUCUGAGAUCAACUUAAAUUUCAGUCAUGGGAUUUUUGUUUUGCUUUAACCCCUGGAAACACAAACGGAUGGAUGACUACAGUUGAUAGCUAUUCUAUGCAUUUAAAGUAGUGAAUAACAACAGUUGGGUAACCGCCGGCAACCCCAAAAUGAGGACACAGAGAGAAUAGUGAUGAGCGAUGGAAUUCCCUCCCUAUUUCCCUCUAACAGAACAUUCUCUAUCUUGGCAAGGGAACUUCCGUCAGACUUGGGCUACUCCCUUUAAGACUGCGGUUACUCUGGACAAGAUUUAUGGGGGACACACACACACACUCACACACACACACCCACACACACAAACAGUCGUUCCUCUCUCCCACCUUGGCAAGCAAGCUUCCCUUUUGACUGAGGCUAUUCUGUACAGUGGCUGGGCAAACCGUUUUCUUUGAGGCUGGGCCUGAUUGCUGUGUAGUGUCAGUGCUGAGGCAGAAGGAGCAGAAGGAGCCGCUAGCGCUCAGUGAUCUAGAAGUGGAGCAGGGCAGAGAAACAGCGGGGAAUCAUCUGGCUUAAGUGGGAAAUGAAAUGUGCAUACAAGAGUGAGCACAGCUGUGUUAGGGCCAGAGGGAGGGGAUAAAACACAGAGUCAAUGGAACCAAAUCAUCUACACCAUAGCGCAAUGCUCUCCUUUCCUCCUUCACUCCUCCUGGAUAUGGCCACAGUGUGUGUGAGUGUGAGCGUGUUGGGGGGUUGGGUGUUGUCUGCUGAUGUGUGUUGUCUGGUGCAAUGUCUUUUAUCUCCUAACACUAAACUAACACACCUGAUUCAGCUCAUCAAGGUCUUAUUGUUUAGUUCAUUAGGGUGAACCAGGUGUGUUAUAUUUCUACGCUAGAACAAAAGCCUGCGCACACACACACACACACACACACACACACACACACACACUGCAGCCCUCCAGGAGCAAUGUCGAAGAAUACUUCCAUUGAGGUUGCCUAUUUUAUCUGUAUAUUUUUAGAUGUACAGCACAUGCCUACCAGGGCUAGUGGUAAGUUAGAGGUUCUGAACAUUCUCUCUCUCCUUUGUCUCUCUCUCUCUCUCUCUCUCUCUCUCUCUCUCUCUCUCCUUUGUCUCGCUCUCUCUCCAGUGAAGCAGCCUCCCACCAUCGUGAAACAGUCGUUGAAGGACUACAUUGUUGAUCCCAGAGAUAACAUCAUCAUAGAGUGUGAGGCCAAGGGGAACCCUGUGCCAACGUGAGUUACACACAAAGACCUCUUCUCAUCCCUCCAUCCCUCUCUCUGUCCAUCUAUCGCCUCUCUCAUCCCUCGCUCCUCCACUCAGCUUGUCAUCUCUCAUUUCUUGUACCCUCUCGCCUGCUUUCUCUCUCUCUCUCUCUCUCUCUCUCUCUCUCUCUCUCUGAUUAUAUUUUUUUUUCUUUUUGUUUGUGCUUGUUUUGUUCUCUCUCCAUCCUGCAUGCUUUCCUACACUGUUGUUAUCUCACACUCUAUCCCUCCUUUUCUCCCUGCUGGAGUUGGGUGUCUCCACUUGUUCUCUCUCAUUCUUUCUCGCUCUCAUAGUCACACUCUCCAUCUCCCUUUUUUUUUUUUUUUUGGUCACUCUUCAUCUCCCUUCUCCAUCCGUAUCUGCCCUGGCUGUUAUCCUACCAUGGCCUCGUCUCUCUCUCUCUCUACCUCUCAUCUCCCUCCUCUCUCACCUCUCAUCUCCUCCUCUCCUCUCUCCUCUCUCAUCUACUCCUGCUCUCUCUCCUCUCUCUCUCCCUCCUCUCUCUACCCCCACCCUCGACCUCCUUCUCCCUUCUCUCUCUCUCCCAUCCCUCUCUCCUCUCUCUCUCCUCUCUGACAGUUAUACAGGUUGACAGCCAUUAGUGUGAGCAUGAAUAGGUCAGCACUGCUCGGCCAGGGUGCCAUCCUACCCUCCACCUUGGACCCCAUAAAACCCCCACCUGAAGACCUUGUCAGUAUCCCACCCCAUCGCCUCCACUCCUGCCCCUACCCCAUACCCACCCCACACUUCUAAUUCCUCACUUCUCUUCCCAAACCAUCCUCUACCCCACGACCGGCCAUCCAGCCAUAUUCCCAGCAGAACAAGUGCCCUGCUCUCUAGACCCGACAAGUCUUUCACCUCUCGCCGUCUCCUCUCGUCUACUCUUCUCCUCCACUCCUCCCCUUGUCCCUCCACACCUGGUCAUGCAAUCACAAUAUCUAUGUUUGCUCCGCCUCCUUCUAUCUACCCCUCUACCAUCACUCCUCGACCCCGCCGCCUCAAGCCAUCUCCUCUCCCCUCCCCUCUCGAAACCCCAAAAACUCCCGACUCCCCUGACCCCCUCCUCCUCCCGCUCUCCCAACUCCUCCCCCCGCACCCUACCCCUAAGCCCCUCCUCCUCGACCUCCUCCUCCCCUCUCCUCCUCCGCCUCCUCUCCACGCCCUACCUCACUCCUCUCCCCCUCCCCCCCCUCCUCCUCGCCUCCUCCUCCUCCUCCUCCUCCUCCUCCCCCACACCAACUCACCAGCAGCACACAACUGCAGAGCAGACCCACUGCCCUCCACUGUGCCUCAACCUGAUAUGCCAGCCUGUGUCCCCUUUAAACCAUACUUCUACCUCCGCCUGCUCCCUUCACUCCCCCUCCUCUCUCAUGCCAUCAGAUGGGCCAAUACGGACCCACUUAGACACCCACACCCAUGUGAAGUUACGUAACCAGGCCCUGACCAGCUGAGGACAGUGGUCUCAUUGUUUGUUUCGAGGCACAUUGAGGGUUUACAUAACACACAUUCAUAACAAACACACAAUACACACACAUAAUACACACAUACAAAUGCACACAUACACGCACUCACUCACAUGCCCGCUCUCUCUCUCUCUCUCUCACACACACACACACACACACAAACACACACACACACACACACACACACACACACACAGAAACACACACACACACACUCACACGCACACAGUACACACACCCCUCUCCCUUCAUAGGAAAGUCAUUGUGCUAGAAUAAUGUGCCCAGUUUACUAUUCAUGCUCAUGAAUCAUUCAGAGAGGGAUCACUCACUCAUUCAGUCCCAAUCAGUCCUGUUGGCUCCCAUACAGCCUCCUAGAGAGACACCCAUUGUCCUGCUAUAGUUGUGGUUCUAUGACCCUGGUCCUACAGUCUGCCACAGACAGAACUAUGGGACUGGAGUCUUCUCCGUCUACUCUACUGUAUGAGUAAAUAACAGCGCUAGCAGUUAUGGAACCAAAUGCUGUAUUCAUUCAUUUACCAAUCAGAAGAGCUUCUGAAUACAAAAGCAUUUUGUGUGGUUGCACAGACGCAGAUGAAGUAUUUUACUCCUGGCUCCCUAAAAGCAUUUUCAAAUCAAGAGUCUCCUUUGAAAGUGCUUUUUAUUUCAGGAGUGCUUAGGCUUAAUCUAGGUUUCGUGCAAGAUGCUCAACUACCCCUUAGUGGUUGAGAUAAAGAAGCAUUAGACAGAUGCUUAACAUAACAGACCUGGACCAGCGUCUCAGAGUAGGAGUGCUGAUCUAGGAACAGUUUAGCCUUUUAGAUCAUAAUAAAUAAGAUUGCAUGGACAGAGGGGACCUGAUCCUAGACCAGCACACUUCAUCUGAGAUACUACAUGAAUACGGGUCCAGGACGAAUUCCUGAAGAAUUUUGAGAUUUCUGACAUCACUGACUAACCCUGCUUUAUAAUUCUAGGAUUGACCCCGUUGUUCUGUUCUGUUCUGUUUCCAUGGCAUCUCAGGUUCUCAUGGCGACGGAACGGGAAGUUCUUCAACACGGGGAAGGAUCCACGGGUGACGAUGCGGAAGCGCUCAGGAACGCUGGAGAUCAGCUUCCGUAGCGGAGGGAGGCCAGAGGACUACGAGGGAGAAUACCAGUGUUUUGCCUCCAACGACUUUGGAACGGCGCUGACCAACAAGAUCCUACUACGAGUGUCCAGUGAGGAGACUGUUUAUAUGCACACAUACACGCGCACUCACACACACAAACACACACACACACGCACACACACACACACACACACACACACACACACGCACGCACGCACACACACACACACACACACACACACACACACACACACACACACACACACACACACACACACACACACACACACACACAUUGAUAGACACAAAGAUGUGCAUGGACACAAAAAAUCAAUAGGCUACAUUCUGAAAUGUUUGCAAGUGAAUAUGACUUGUAAUAAGUAUCUAAGACUCUCUCUCUCUCUCUCUCUCUCUCUCUCUCUCUCUCUCUCUCUCUCUCUCUCUCUAACUCUCUCUCUCUCUCUCUCCCUCUGUCAGAGUCUCCUCUGUGGCCUAAGGAGGUGUUGGAGCCAGUGGUAGUGGUUGAGGGAUCUCCCCUGGUCCUGGCCUGUAACCCACCUCCUGGCCUGCCCCCUCCGCACACCUUCUGGAUGAACAGCGGUGAGUCUAGCUCUCUGUCUGACUCUCUGUCUCUCUCUCCCCCUCUCUAUCUAUCUAUCUAUCAUAUCGGUCUAUCACUAUCGAUCUAUCUACGAUCUUCUAUCUAUCUAUCUAUCUACUACUAGCUACGUCUAUCUAUCUAUCUAUUAUCUAUCGAUCUAUCUAUCUAUCUAUCUAUCUAUCUAUCUAUCUAUCUAUCUAUCUAUCUAUACUAUCUUAUCUAUAUCUAUCUAUCUAUCUAUCAUCUUACUGUCUGUCUUUGUCUGUCGUAUGUCUGUCUGUCGUCUCUGACUUUCUGAUCUAGUGUCUAUCUGACUAUCUAUCUAUGUAUCUCUCUCUCAUCUAUCUCUCUCAUUCUUCUCUCUCUUCUCCUUCUUCUUCUCUUCUGUCUGUCUGUGUCUGUCUGUCUGUUCUGUCUGUGUCUGUCUGUUGUCUGUUGUCUGUCUCUGACUCUCUGUGUCUAUCUGACUCUCUCUCUCAUCUCUCUCUCUCUCUCUCUCUCUCUCUCCCCUCUCUCCUCUCUCUCUCUCUCUCUGUCUUGUCUCUGUCUCUGGUCUCUGUCUCUGUCUCUAUCGUCUCUCUAUGUCUAUGUCUCUCUCUGUCUAUCUUUCUCUCACUCUCUCUGACAGUGUCUCUCUAUUUCUCUCUCUGGCUGACUCUCUGUCUGUGUACCUCUCUAUGCCAGUCGUUUGUCCUCUCAGAUGACCUUUCAGCGCUUCUGUUUUGUCACUUGCUCUUUUAGCUCUCUCUCUCGUUCCUGUCUGUCUGUCUGUCUCUCUCUUUCCUGUCUAGAAACCUUUAACACAUUUCACUCUCAAGCCUCUCUCUCUCUCUAUCUCGCUUCCUCUCUCGCUCUCUCUCUCUCUCUCUUCUAUCUCUCUCUCUCUCUCUUCUCUCUUCUCUCUCUCUCUGUGUCUCUGUCAUCUUCGCUAGCGGUGUGUGUUACUGCUGACCCACUGAAAAUAUGUCUGUGUGUCUGUGCAUGCGCGUUUGAAUCUCUGACUCGGCUGGGUAAAGAGCUGAGAGGGCAGAACCCAAGAGACAGCAGAAGCCAUUUUAAGCGCCCAGACUCAAGAGGUCCUUCACAGCUAAUGGUGUCCACUAUACUCUCAUCAGCCAUUCAGUUCAGUUCAGUUCAGUGUCUCAAAUGGCACCCUAAUGCCUAUAUAACGCACUACUUUUGACCAGGGCACAUAGGGCUCUGAUUGAAAGUAGUGCACUAUGUAGGGAAAAGCACACCAUUUGGGAUGCAGAUUUCAUCUUUAUUAAACAUGCUGAGCAUUAGCAAUUGGGCCACUAUAAACAGAAUACAUACAGUUGAUUAGAAAAUACAGUGAUCAUAGUAUUAUAGCACAUUGCCCAUUCACAAUUGCACACCACCACUACAUUAGACCACUGGCUGGGUGAUGAUUGGACCUCGGGCCUCGUCAUGACAACCAGAUUGGUCCGUUCACUCUUCAUGGUUACCGAGUGUGUGAUCAUCUGUCGGGAGCGUCUGUGUGUGUUAGGAGUUAACAUUAACACAGAGCCCCAGAGCGACAAGUCCCAGUGCUACAUCAUCACAGAGGAUGACACACACACCACUAGACUACACUAGACCUGAGCUAGCUGGCACCAUAGAUAUAGAACCCUAGAUAGGAUAUAUUGUCUAUGGCUGGCACCACUGGCUGCAACUGUGUCCAGAUACUGCUUGAGAGGACAGACAUGGUACUCUAUUACAUGUUACAUACACUCAGCCUGGGCCAGUCUAGAUAGAAGGUUAAGCCAAUGAGACCAGAUUACAGUUAGAUGCAGGCUACUCAGCUUGGCCAGUCCAGUGGAUGCCUCUGAAAUUAGAUCAUGUUAUGGUUGAUUAUGAAGCAUGAAGUCUAAAUGAUUUAGUAUCUGUCUCUCUCCCUCCCUCCCUCCCUCCCUCCCUCCCUCCCUCCCUCCCUCCCUCCCUCCCUCCCUCCCUCCCUCCCUCCCUCCCUCCCUCCCUCCCUCCCUCCACAGCCAUGAUGCCUAUAACCCAGGACAGGCGUGUGUCCAUGGGUCUGAAUGGAGACCUGUAUUUCUCUAAUGUGCUGGCUAAAGACUCCCACACAGACUACAGCUGCAACGCCCGCUUCCUCUUCACACACACUAUCCAGCAGAAGAACCCCUUCACACUCAAAGUGCAGACCAGUAAGUAGGCUACACACGCACACAUACGUGCGUGCACGCAGACGCACACACAGACGUACACACGAACACACACACACACACACACACACACACACACACACACACACACACACACACACACACACACACACACACACACACAUACACACACACAUAGGCUUUGAAUGUAGCCAUGGUCUAUUGUUCUGUUCAAAUGGGAUCAUUUACUACCUGGUCAACCAGUGUGCCUCACAUUAUACACUUAGUGUAGACAGUACACUGACCAGGUAAAAGCUAUGAUCCCUUAUUGAUGUCACUUGUUAAAUCCACUUCAAUCAGUGUAGAUGAAGGGGAGAAGACAUGGAUUGUGUAUGUGUGCCAUUCAGAGGGAGAAUGAGCAAGACAAAAGAUUGAAGUGCCUUUGAACGGAGUAUGGUAGUUUUUCACGCUCAACAGUUUCCCGUGUGUAUCAAAAAUGGUCCACCACCCAAAGAAUAUCCAGCCAACUUGACAGAACUGUGGGAAGCAUUGGAGUCAACAUGGGCCAGUAUCCCUGUGGAAACUUUCGACACCUUGUAGAGUCCAUGCUCCGAAGAAUUGAGGCUGUUCUGAGGGCAAAAGGGGCUGCAAUUCAAUAUUAGGAAGGUAUAAUCCCCUGUAGCUCAGUUGGUAGAGCAUGGCGCUUGCUACGCCAGGGUUGUGGGUUCGUUUCCCAUGGUGGGCCAGUAUGAAAAUGUAUGCACUCACUAACUGUAAGUUACUCUGGAUAAGAGCGUCUGCUAAAAUGUAAAAUAAAUGUAUUCCUAAUGUUUUGUACACUCAGUGUAUAUGAGAUAUGAGAUGCCUCCAUCUACAGGUGGCCUGGUGCCAUGACACGUACAAUAUUUCGUCAGGACAUUCUCCUUUGUUCCUCAGUGUGUGCUGUUGUGCCUGUGUUCACUUCCAGCACUGAUUGUCUUCUACGUUUCCUGGAAGCUGCUUUCUUUACAGUUUAUAUUAAAGUUGAUAUCUCUCUUUUUCUGAAGCAGGGAAGAAAGCAGCUCGCCAGUUUCUACUAUUUUCUUAGAGCUGGAAAGGUUAUGUUGUUGUGAGUGUUGGCAUGCAUGCAUGUGCAUACGCGUGUGUCUUUGUGAGUUCUGCAUGCUGACUGCCGUGUGUGUGUUUUCAGAGGAGCCGUUUAAUGACACUUCCUCUGUCAACUCCACUGACCCGUAUGGUGGUGAGUCCAGUCCAGACACACUCUCUUCCUUUUCCUCCCACUCUUCACCCCCAGCAGUACCAUGUCACCCUCAUAACACAGCUACCACCGUAGCCUAGCCUGCUAAUGCUAACCAGUCAGUUGAAUGACUCUGUUAUCAACACAGCUAGCGCCGUAUAGCCUAGCUGGUUAAUCAUUCAGCUCAAUGGAUGUCUUAACAGCACAGCUAGCUAACACAGCUAGCCAUGUAGCCUGCUAAUCAGUCAGCUCAAUGGAUAUGCUAACAACAUAGCUAGCUAACACAGCUAACAACACAGCCUAGCCUCAAUGGAUUUUCUUUCAAUGCUGUUAACAACAUUUUCCCCAGACUGAUAUAGCUUUUUUUUAUAGCAAGCACCUUUAACCUCAACCCUGGCCUGAUACCCAGCCAGCUCAGCCUUACUAAACUCAAUUGAAUUCAAGUGUGGGGUGUUUUAUUUACCCACCCUGCUGUUUUCAAUGACACUCACCCUGACCAAGACCUCUCACUGCCAGAAUACAACAGUGUUGAUUUGCCCAUAAGGUCCUUUAUCCUAGCAUAACCUUCGAAUUCUAUCUUCAGCUGACUCAUUGCAUAUGCAGUAACUCAGCAGCUGUACAGACAAAAGGCCAGUUUGUCCCUUAACUCAACCAAUGUCAAGCCUGACUUUAGAGCACCUCCAAACUAAAUCAGUGGUGACAGUAGAGCUUUGUGGAAUCUUCCUGUGGUACUCUAGAGGCUAGCACUCCACAAAGGGGUUAGAAAGGUCUCCUCUUCCCAAAAGACAUCCUCUUGGUCUCUCUAUCACAUAAGAACACCCUCUCAAAACAGACACACACACAUAUGCAUAUACACACACACACAAACACACACACACACACACACACACACACACACACGCCACCGCUGUAUCUAAUGAAUCGCCCAUCACUUAGAGAAUUGGACUGAGUAAAGCUUCUUCUCCUCUCCUACUGCUUAUCAUAAAGCCCUUAACUCAAGCCAGUUCCACAGUCAGCCCAUAUAGCCAGAGGGGGAACCAGUGGCAUAUGUUCUAGCUACUCUGGCCCUAGGGAGUAGGCCCGGGAGGGACGGCAUGUGUACCUUUGUGAGGCGACUCUCAUAGGAACAAAAUGGGGACAGACCCCAUAACCCCCUAUGGGACGGUCAUGUGGCGGAGGUAUAAAAUAGGGAUUAUCCUAAACCAUGCAUACAAAAAAUAGCAUUUCUAUUCAUGAUAUGUUCAUCAAUAGUUAUAAGCAUGCAAAUGCAAAUGUACACACAUGCACAUUCACACACAGAGAGAGGAUGGGAGUGGGUUGGAGCUGCACCACCUGUCUCUCUUACACACACACACACACACACACACACACACACAUACACACACACACACACACACACACACACACAGUGGUAGUAAGCUUAUCCCUAGUGGCUAGGCCAAGUUUUCCUCUCGGGAUGGCAGUGCACCAUGGGAGGCUCCCCCUCAAGCAGCGCCAUUGGCUACACGUUACCAUGGCUGCACAUUGCCACGGCUAUAAUGUCACUUGUCGCAGUGAUGGCGUACAUAUGUCCUCUGCCAGUUGUCUGUACUAAUCCCUGAGACCCUCUCUCCUCUUCAAGUGUCACUAACAAUAGCACUACCACACUCUGUUUUCAGUGCACUGGAGAUGCUAGCCGCUAACACAUGUUUUAAUCCCAUACAGAUCAGAUCUGCAUCACAAAAGAAGCUAACGCUAAUUGUGCCUGGUUCAUUAUAGCACCAUUACAUUUAGGCUAGUUCUGUUUACUGUGGGCUAACCUUCUAAUUUACUCAACCUAAUGUAUUUAGUGUUUGAUAACACUGACUAUUGGCAUAUAUGUUUUAAUGUGUUUACUGUUUGAUGAAAUGCUGUAUUUAUAUGUGUAUGAGUGUGAGUUAUGAGAUGGUGGGUAAGUAUAAUAUAUAGUAAAUCUAUAAUUAAUUUAAAUGGAUCUGAUGUGGAUUUUGGUGAAGUGCAAUGCAACAAGCAGUUAAGCAGCUCACAGCCACACGUGUGGUACUAUUCCCACUGAUCUAUGUGUAAACACAACAUGCCUCACACAACAUUUAUGCUACAUUAUCUUUAAGAGUAUAAAUCCCUUAAUGACCAAACUAUCAAUCCGACUCAGAGCUCAGAAGGUCUUGGAAGGGAUCCAAACGUUGAAGGGAUUUAACAUCAGCUAAAUCCAUAAGCCAUGCGCUGGUGUUAUUACAUGAAGCACGCCACUGAAAUAUCUGAACUCAGUGGCCCGGAAUACAGUGAGGGAAAAAAGUAUUUGAUCCCCUGCUGAUUUUGUACGUUUGCCCACUGACAAAGACAUGAUCAGUCUAUAAUUUUAAUGGUAGGUUUAUUUGAACAGUGAGAGACAGAAUAACAACAAAAAAAUCCAGAAAAACGCAUGUCAAAAAUGUUAUAAAUUGAUUUGCAUUUCAAUGGCAGAAAUAAGUAUUUGACCCCUCUGCAAAACAUAACUUAGUACUUGGUGGCAAAACCCUUGUUGGCAAUCACAGAGGUCAGACGUUUCUUGUAGUUGGCCACCAGGUUUGCACACAUCUCAGGAGGGAUUUUGUCCCACUCCUCUUUGCAGAUCUUCUCCAAGUCAUUAAGGUUUUGAGGCUGACGUUUGGCAACUCGAACCUUCAGCUCCCUCCACAGAUUUUCUAUGGGAUUAAGGUCUGGAGACUGGCUAGGCCACUCCAGGACUUUAAUGUGCCUCUUUUGAGCCACUCCUUUUUUGCCUUGGCCAUGUGUUUUGGGUCAUUGUCAUGCUGGAAUACCCAUCCACGACCCAUUUUCAAUGCCCUGGCUGAGGGAAGGAGGUUCUCACCCAAGAUUUGACGGUACAUGGCCCCAUCCAUCGUCCCUUUGAUGCGGUGAAGUUGUCCUGUCCCCUUAGCAGAAAAACACCCCCAAAGCAUAAUGUUUCCACCUCCAUGUUUGACGGUGGGGUUGGUGUUCUUGGGGUCAUAGGCAGCAUUCUUCCUCCUCCAAAUACGGUGAGUUGAGUUGAUGCCAAAGAGCUCGAUUUUGGUCUUAUCUGACCACAACACUUUCACCCAGUUCUCCUCUGAAUCAUUCAGAUGUUCAUUGGCAAACUUCAGACGGGCCUGUAUAUGUGCUUUCUUGAGCAGGGGGACCUUGCGGGCGCUGCAGGAUUUCAGUCCUUCACAGCAUAGUGUGUUACCAAUUGUUUUCUUGGUGACUAUGGUCCCAGCUGCUUUGAGAUCAUUGACAAGAUCCACCCGUGUAGUUCUGGGCUGAUUCCUUCACCGUUCUCAUGAUCAUUGCAACUCCACGAGGUGAGAUCUUGCAUGGAGCCCCAGGCCGAGGGAGAUUGACAGUUAUUUUGUGUUUCUUCCAUAUGCGAAUAAUCGCACCAACUGUUGUCACCUUCUCACCAAGCUGCUUGGCGAUGGUCUUGUAGCCCAUUCCAGCCUUGUGUAGGUCUACAAUCUUGUCUCUGACAUCCUUGGAGAGGUCUUUGGUCUUGGCCAUGGUGGAGAGUUUGGAAUCUGAUUGAUUGAUUGCUUCUGUGGACAGGUGUCUUUUAUACAGGUAACAAGCUGAUAUUAGGAGCACUCCCUUUGAGAGUGUGCUCCUAAUCUCAGCUCGUUACCUGUUUAAAAGACACCUGGGAGCCAGAAAUCUUUCUGAUUGAGAGGGGGUCAAAUACUUAUUUCCCUCACUAAAUGCAAAUCAAUUUAUAACAUUUUUGACAUGCUUUUUUCUGGAUUUUUUUGUUGUUAUUCUGUCUCUCACUGUUCAAAUAAACCUACCAUUAAAAUUAUAGACUGAUCAUGUCUUUGUCAGUGGGCAAACGUACAAAAUCAGCAGGGGAUCAAAUACUUUUUUCCCUCACUGUAUGCUCUUUUAAUUAGAUCAAAGGAUUUCCUUCGAAGCAGAGAAGAAAAGGGAAAAAUAAAUAAUAUGUUUCAUCACGCCUGGUUUUGACGUCAGUCAGUCUUUUUUUAUUUAGAGUCUCUGGUCUCGGUUCUCUUAAUUGUGAUUCUCUGGCGGACUGAAAGUGGGAGAUCAAUGUUUAUUUUUUUUCUUCUCUGGUUUAAAUGGCUGCCCUCCAGGGGGGAUGAGAGACAAAGGAACAGUUAACAGGGUGAUAUGGCUACGGAACAAACUGGAAAACAAGCCAAAGCUAAGGGGGGCGACUUAAAGAGAACGAUGAGAACAUUCUACGGAUGUAGAUUAAACGUUUCAUCCGUUUGCUUGGCAGAGACACUGACAUGGAAGCAUGAAAAUAAUAAACCGAUUAGUUUGUGCUCUGUCUCAUUUCGUUAUAAGGGGCUUGUACACCUACGGUGUCGGAAGUGACUCAUGGAUUAAACAUGAACUCCAAUGAUUGUGUUUGAUUAGAAUUAGGAUGAAGGUGAAUGUAUUGUGUGGGUGUGACCAUAGUUGUGUGUGUGUUAACCCCUUCCUCUCCUGUCCCCAGGUCGUAAGGUAGCAGAGACCACCCCUAACUUCCUCUCCCCCACGGGGACUGACAGCUCGAGGAUGGUGAUGAGAGGAGAAAAGCUACAGCUGGAGUGUAUCGCGUCCGGAGUGUGAGUGGCGGAAAUACACACACACACACACACUAUCUUUUUUUCUGGGAAAAGAACACCCAAUCUCACUCCCACCUCUCCCAUCCCACCCCCUAUUCCCUCUCCCAUCUCACCCACUCUUUCCCUCUCAGUCCGACUCCCAGUAUAAAGUGGUUUAAGAAGGGGGGAGACCUGAACCAGAAGGUGAAGCUAGAAAACUUCAAUAAGACUCUGCGUAUCGACAGUGUGUCAGAGGAGGACGCAGGGGAGUACAUGUGUAUGGCCAACAAUCAGAUAGGAAGCAUCCGACACUCCAUCUAUGUCCAGGUUAAAGGUAAGGAGGGGAGGGGUGUGUGUGUGUGCAUGCAUGUGUGUCCCCGUGUGUGUGUGCAUGUGUUUGGCGUGCGUGCGUGUUAAUCUGUUUGGUUGACCAUCUGACCAAUGACAUCUCUUGUACCCAACAGCGGCUCCCUAUUGGCUGGACAAGCCUUCCAAUCUGGUGCUAGCGCCGGAUGAGAAUGGUCGUCUCGUGUGUCGGGCCAAUGGGAACCCCAAACCUCACAUCCAGUGGCUGGUCAACGGAGAGCCUAUCGAGAGCGAUAGUGAGUCCUUCACAACCCAUUCAAUAUCAUUCAUCAGCCAUGGACAUGAUAUCAAAAUAAGCCAACUCAAACCAACUGCUUCCACAGCCAGCCUGUUUUUACAUUUCUCUGUCUCUCUUUUCUCCCCCUUUCCCAGGCUCCUUGCCCAACCCCAGCAGAUCGGUGGUAGGUGACACCAUCAUGUUCCGCUCCGUUCAGAUGGGCAGCAGCGCUGUGUACCAGUGUAAUGCCUCCAAUGACCAUGGUUACCUGCUGGCCAAUGCAUUUGUUAGCAUACUGGGUAAGAAAGAGAGUGGUGAUGAUGAAUAUGAUGAUGAGUGAUGAAGCUAUAAUUAAAUAGGACUAAAUAUGUAAACUAAUUAUGUCUCUCUCUCUCUCUCCCCCUCUCUCUCUGUAGACAUGGCCCCCAGGAUGCUGGGUUCUAAGAACCAGCUAAUAAAGGUGAUAGAGAACAACAGAACCUUCCUGGACUGUCCCUAUUUUGGCUCGCCACUUCCUGAGCUACGCUGGUGAGUUUAGUUUACUUUAUUAGGUUCUCCAUUAGCUGUAGUGCAACAGCUACUCUUCCUGUGGUCCACACAAAACAAAAUGCACACGCUAGUGUGUAUGGAAAGAUAGACCCAGAUAGAAUAGAUACCUUACCUCCUGAGGAGAAAUGAGUGCAAAAAGUUUAAAAGUUGUGUGUGUGUGGGUACGUGUGGAUGUGCGUGUGUGUGUGUGUGUCAGUGGUUGGAACCAAAAUUAUUUUCCAAUCGUUUCGUUCUGAACAGAAGCACAAUUUUUUUUUUCAUUCCGCUCUUCUGACCAGCAAAAUAAAGUUCUCAACUGGUUCGAACCAAAAAAAAGUACUGGUUUAUAUUGUUCCUUUCUGUUCCUUUUUAACAUGUGAAAUCAACCGUUUUUUACAUUUAGCUCAUUCAAUUAAUCAAUCAGCGUGGAUAGAGCAGGCAAGCUAGUUGUUUACAUACGUGAUGGAGAGACAAGUGUAGCGUAGCCUAUGGCGCAAGAUGUGACUGAAAUUUUAUGGGCAGGAAGAGAGCGAGAGGGUUGAGGAGCAGGCUUGAAGCGCUAGGCAUCUUGUUAAGACAUUCAUUAUCUGAAUUAGGUCCACAGAAUUAUACCUAGGAGCGGCUUCUAUGAAGGAACUUUGAAUGUACUUUGAGCUAGCUAGCUAACAAGCUUGAAAACACGUCUUUAAAAACACGUAUUUUAUUUUUGUAGUUAAUAAAUCCAAUGUGAAACGUGAUAACUAGGCCUAUAAUAUCCUUAACUAGCAUUGAAAAAGUGAAUCCAUUCUUCUCUAGCUAAUUAAAAAUCUCUCUCCCUAUCUUCUCACACUUCUAACAUCAGUAUAGUAGCCUGUCCUUCGGAAGGGGGGAGGUGCAGGUAGCCUAAACACACACAUGCGCACACACACUGGCAAAGAUUUUCAGCUUACAGGCAGAUGCUGCAAUAAGUUUCUGAGUGACAGAGUGAGGGCUUUGCACAGGAGCAUUGUUGCGUUUUUUUGUGGGACUAGAAAAAAAUGCCUGCAACGUAAAAUGUAAAAUAACGUUAUUAACCAGUUUCCAUGCUUUUAAAAGAAUGGUUCUGUUCUGGGAACAGUAUGGAUCACUUUCGUUCCCGGUUCCGUUUCUUACCCUGAGUAUUUUCCCCCUCUGUGUGUGUGUCUCUAAAGGUUUAAGAAUGGUCAAGGCAGUGGUCUGGACGGUGGUCACUAUCGGGUCUACAUCAACGGGACCCUAGAGAUCAAGCGUGCGCGGGCUGAGGACCAGGGGACCUACACCUGCGUGGCCAGCAACAUACUGGGCAAGGAGGAGAACCAGGUCCGCCUGGAGGUCAAAGGUUAGAGAGCAACCAAUCACAGCACACCAUCAUUCUUCUUCUUCCUCAGUGCCAAAUAGCCCCUGUGUUGUCGCCAAACAUUUCUAAGUGCCUUAUCAACAACCCCAUGUGGUUUUGGAUUGAAUCUUCCAUCCUCUCUGAAGACUUGUAUCACACCUCAGACCUUUCCUUUCUCAGAGCAGACAACAUUACUUAGAGAUUCGCAUUAGACAUUCAUAUUCUGUAGUGUAUUUAUCAUUCUCAUUCAUCCCAUUUCAAAAUAAAGUGGCCUUAAUAACAUCUCAUAUCAUGAGAAAGUGACUGUUCAUAUGAUUGAGUUGCAGCUGAUCGGAAAUUCCACAAGGCGUUUGUCAGGGAUCAGGGAUGACAUUGGCUUCCCUAUAUAUCCCACUCAUUUUCCCGGAUAUGCAUGCGUGUGUGUUGUUUCCCGGGUGUGUUUCAGAGCCGACACGUAUCGUCAGGGCUCCAGAGCACCAGUCAGCAAUCAGAGGCACCAUGGCUCGUUUUGACUGCCGGGUCAAAUCAGACCUCACCCUGCCUAUCACUGUUACCUGGCUGAAGGAUGACAAGCCCCUCUCCCUGGGAUGGAGGUAAAACCCAUCCCAAAACACAAACAACAACAGUUUUCUAUAACUUUGUUGUCCCCUGUGUGAAGUGUGAUGCAUUGUUUACUAUUGAUCAAUAGUAAGGUAAAGAUAAAGUGUAAUAAUGUUGUAAUAAUGUUGUAAUAAGUGGUAUAGUAAACACCGUUCACGCACCUGUUUUAUUUUUCAUGAGCGUUUACCUAUGGAAGAAAAAAUACAGAAAAAAUAUAGGGAGCCUUACCUUAUUCACUACAAAUGGUGAUUAGUGUUUACCUACCUAUUUUGUUAGCACUGAAUCAUUGGCUGUAAUAGUUAAUCAUUUACAAUAGUUCAAGUACAGUAAUAUUUUCCCUCCCUUGUCUAUGUACUGUAGGUUGAAGAAGGAUGAGGAUUCUCUGUCCAUCCCCAAUGUUCAUGAGGGAGAUGAGGGAACAUACACCUGCACUGUUAAAACAGAGAUUGACCAAGACACUGCCUCAGCACGCCUUACUGUGUUAGGUACACACACACACACACACACACACACACACACACACACACACACACACACACACACACACACUCACACACACACACACACACAAACACUCUCGCCCUACAAAACCCAGCUACAGAAACCGACAGUCUUCCACAUGGAUGUGAAAAUAUUCUACUUUCAUUCAACAAAUCAUCUUCUCAUCAACCCACAUCUUCUUAACAUUGUUGAUAGCCCUGCAUAGAUAACACUAUAAUACAUGAAUGUGACUUGAAAUUGUUGCAUGUUCAAAUGUCACUGAAUUUACUCUCACUAUUGACUACUAUCAGACUGCUGCUACUAAUAGUUGUAUGUAGGCCAUCAGCAUUGGUGGUGGAUCGUACUGCAUGUGUUUCCUGGUCAUGUAGUUGUAGUGCUCCAGCGUGAAAUGUAGGAUCAGUCUCCCCUCCUCCAAUUCUAUCCUUAACCACUAGUGGGGAAAAUGCUAAACUGACCGAAGAUCAGAGUCUAGGGGCAACUUCACCCUACACCAGUUGUAGUACUGUAGUGGAUGGGGUUCCUCCACUGUACUAAUGCUCUGACUAACCUCUAACCUUUAACCUCUGACCUUUACCCCCCCCCCCCCCCCCCCCGCCCCCUCACAGAGGACGCCUCCCUGUCUCCCUCACAGUCUAGUGUCUUGCCUGCAGGUAACAUCCGUGGCCUUUUCUAUCUCUCUCUCUCUCUCUCUCUCUCUCUCUCUCUCUCUCUCUCUCUCUCUCUCUCUCUCUCUCUCUCUCUCUCACUCUCUCUCACUCUCUCACUCUUUCUCUCUCUCUCUCACUCUCUCUUUCUCUCUCUCUCUCUCUCUCGCUCUCUCUCUUUCUCUCUCUCUCUGUUUCUGUCUUUCUAACUUUUUCUCUCUCUCUUCACUCUAAUAAGAAUAACAGUGGUUAGUUUGGAUGCUUCCUCAUGCCAAAGUAAUGAAUGCAGUGUGUAAGAGUAUAAGUAUGCCUAUAACUGAGAGCUGUAUGUAUAUGCACGUGUGUGUGUGCGUGCAUAUACGUGUGUGUGCGUAUCGGUGUGUUCGGGUGCGUGUGUGCGGAUGUGUGUGUCUGUGCACGCAUAUGCACGACCUGGUGUGUGUGUGUCAGUAUGUGUGCAUGCGUGCGUGCAUGAGAGUGUGUGUGUGUGUGUGUGUGUGUGUGUGUGUGAAUGUGUGUACCACCUAACCCCAUGGCCCUUCUGUGUGUAGACCGUCCUGACUCUCCCAUAGACCUGGAGGUGUCUGACCCUGCAGAACGCAGCGUACGACUCACCUGGAUACCUGGAGAUGACCACAACAGCCCCGUCACACGUAAAUACACACGCACGCGUGCACACUUCACAUACAGUAACAGCACACGCAAAUACACUCUCUCGCUCUCUCUCUCUCGUUCAUACACACACACACACACACACACACACACACAUACACAUAGGAACAGCACACGUAAAUACACACACUCUCUCUCUCUCUCUCAUUCAUACACACACACACAAAACUACUCCCCAGUGUAACCCCAAUACAUACGUUCAACCGUUCCAUGGCUUUUCACACCUCUUCCUAACCCCACCUCCCCCCCACCCUCUCUUCCCUGCAGAGUUCCUGGUUCAGUUUGAGGAAGACCGUUGGGAAUCAGGCAAGUGGCAGAACCUGUCUAGUUACCCCGGAGACCUCAACUCUGUCAUCCUGCAGCUCUCUCCUUUCGUCAACUACCAGUUCAGAGUCAUCGCUGUCAAUUCUGUGGGCCAGAGCCGCCCCAGCCACCCCUCGCCACGAUACCAGACCAGCGGAGCCCGUGAGUCAGACACCGGGAGGGAGAGAGGGGCUGGAUGGGGGUAGGGAUAGGGGGUGUUAGGAGGAUGUUGGGCCAGACCCUCACCACAAUAUUAGUGGAGGAUAAUAGAGGGAACAGGGGAGGGUGAAGGGAGGGCAGGUGGGGGUGUCUUAGUCAGGAGUUCUGUUUAUUAUAUUACAGCCAGAGAGAUUACAUUUGUCCUCUGUGUUCCUGUGUGUUUCAGCUCCUGAUGCUAUCCCUAGUGGCCUGAAAGGCUGGGGCACCAAGAAGAACAACAUGGAGAUUAGCUGGGAGGUGAGAGACCGAGAGAGGGUCAUAACAGGGACUGAUGUCACGGUUUCGCCCUUUACCCUUAAUGAACAGCCGUGAUACCCUCAAUGGCAAGGUUGUUUCAGCCAGUAAAAACUACACUAAUGUGUUUGUCUUUUUGUGCUUUCCAGCCCUUGUUGGACACAGAGCGAAACGGCCCUAACCUGCGCUACUCGGUGGGGUGGCGGCGGAAGGAUAUUGGGGAGGAGUGGAGUAAUGUGACUACGGUGGGGGCGAAGCACAUUGUCCACGACACAGAGACCUACGUUCCCUAUGAGAUCAAACUGCAGGCUGUGAAUGACUUUGGACUGGGACCUGAGUCCAACAUCAUCAUAGGAUACUCUGGGGAGGACAGUACGUACACACACAAACCUACAUACACAUGAAGCAAUGUUUCUUUACUAUUCAUAAUAUUUUUUGUAACUAGCAAAUGUUUUCUCUCUCUCUCUCUCUCUCUCUCUCUCUCUCUCUCUCUCUCUCUCUCUCUCUCUCUCUCUCUCUCUCUCUCUCUCUCUGUCUGUCUCUCGCUCACACACACACACACACACACACACACUCGUUCACUCGUCAUGCUGGUGAUCUCCUACCUGUGUCUACCUCCAGAGCCCACAGCCCCUCCCACUGACCUGCGAGUGUCUAAGAUUGACAGCACCAAGGUCAAUGUCCACUGGACCCCGGUAGAUCCCAGCACUGUAUUGGGAGAGUUCAAGGAGUACAGGGUGAGAACUGGAGCCCACUGCACACACACUACACUCCACACACACACACACACACACACACAACCAUGACACACGUGGGCACAGACACAGGCAAACACAGACACACACACACAGACACACAUGUGUACAGAGACAGACAGACAUACACACACACACAACACACGUGGGCACAGAUAGACAGACAGACACACACACAUACGCAAGCAAACAAACAACACACACACACACACCAUGUGUUUCUACCACCCCGUGAUGACAGUGUGUGUGGCCCUCUCUUUCAGCUGUACUACUGGCGUGAGGGCAGCAUGGUGAAGGGUCUGCGUGUGAAUAAAGAGAAGAGGACUAAAGGGUUCUACAGUACCGUGGCCCAGCCUACAGGCAUACUGACAGACCUACAGCCAUACAGCCACUACCGCAUGUCCAUGGUGGUCGCCAACAACCGCUACGAGGGACCGCCUAGCAACCUUGUGGAGUUCCAUACCAAGGAAGGAGGUGAGACAGGGAGAGAGAAGGACAACUCCAACUAUCAUAGCGUGCAUUUGACAAAUGUAUGUUUUUAACAUUGUAACUCACUCUCUCUCCUACACCCACCAACUCUCUCCUUCUUUCUUUCUCUCUCUCCCUCUCUUUCUAUCCCGUUCUCUCUUGAUCUAUCUCCCUCUGUCUCUCUCCCACUCUCCAUCUCGCUUCCUUUCUAUCCUCCCCUCUCUCUUUCCCUCUCUCUUUCCCUCUCUCUUUCCCUCUCUCUUUCCCUCUCUCUCCUGUGUGUGUAGUGCCAGACACUCCAAAGUUCUUUAAGAUCAUCCAGAGGAGUACAGACGCUAUCCACCUGCAGUGGGACAAACCCCUGGAGCCAAACGGCAUUCUGAUUGGAUACAAACUCAACUACCAGACAGGUGAGCCCUUCUGAUUGGAUACACACUCAAAAGAUAGUGAGGUGAGCUCUUCUGAUUGGAUACAUACUCAAAAUACAAUGAGGUGAUCUCUUCUGAUUGGAUACACACUCAAAAGACAGUGAGGUGAGCUCUUCUGAUUGGCUACACAGUCAAGUACCAGAAAGGUGAGCACUUCUGAAUCUCAAUCUCUGAAGCUGGAGACUCUUAUCUCCCUCACUAACUUUAAGCAUCAGUUGUCAGAGCACCUUACCGAUCACUGCACCUGUACACAGCCCAUCUGAAAUUAGCCCACCCAACUACCUCAUCCCCAUAUUGUUAUUUAUUUUGCUCAUUUGCACCCCAGUAUCUCUAUUUGCACAUCAUCUCUUGCACAUCUAUCGUCCCAGUGUUAAUACUAAUUGUAAUUAUUUUGCACUAUGGCCUAUUUAUUGCCUUACCUCCAUAACUUGCUACAUUUGCACACACUGUAUAUAUAUUUUCUGUUGUAUUUUUGUCUUUAUGUUUUGUUUUACCCCAUAUGUAACUCUGUGUUGUUGUUUUUAUCGCACUGCUUUGCUUUAUCUUGGCCAGGUCGCAGUUGUAAAUGAGAACUUGUUCUCAACUGGCUUACCUGGUUAAAUAAAGGUGAAAUACAAUAAAAUAAACACAGUCAAAUGACAGACAGGUUAUCAGUUCAGCGGUAUACACUGCACAAAAGGUCAUUUUAAUCUUAUACAAAUCUAAGCUCAUAUUAGAGAUAACCUUAUGACAAGAGAUGAUGUUAUGACGAUAUGAACGUCACGAUGAUAGACAGUUUAGUGUUGUUACAGUAGCAGCAUGACUGUCACCUGACCAGCUGACUGACUGUGUUGUCUUGUGUGUGUUUUGUAGUGAACGGGUCACGUGUAGGCCGUAUGCAGAUGGAGAGUUUCCUCCCCAACGUGACAGCGUACACACUCCGCCUGCCCGAACGAGCCAUCCGCUACAAGUUCUACCUAGCGGCCCUCACACAGGUGGGAGCAGGGGAGGUCUAUGCUGAGGAGUCUCCACACUUCACCAAUGAGG
Messenger RNA from Coregonus sp. 'balchen', 25509 nucleotides. The record is from the annotation of a GenBank genome assembly. NCBI's taxonomy places the organism in Eukaryota, Metazoa, Chordata, Actinopteri, Salmoniformes, Salmonidae.